Molecule: messenger RNA, 3898 nt
Organism: Photinus pyralis (common eastern firefly)
Lineage: Eukaryota; Metazoa; Arthropoda; Insecta; Coleoptera; Lampyridae
Product: probable E3 ubiquitin-protein ligase makorin-1
Exons: 7
Coding region: 2374-3816 (480 amino acids)
Biological process (GO): protein polyubiquitination
Molecular function (GO): metal ion binding; ubiquitin protein ligase activity
Source: RefSeq, a predicted model, not a curated record
AAUAAUCGCAUGUUAUGAAUUUUACAUUGAAAUCGCUAUGAUCCGUUACGCAAGUCACCACCCUGUAUAAUUAAGCCAUCAAGAAGUAUAAAUUGAUGGUUCGGAUUUCCAUUAGAAACAUAAGUAAAUUGUGAGUAACUGUGAGUAGUGACCUGUAUUUGCUUCCUUUAAGUGUAUAAUAAACGCAGAUGUAUAUAAGCACAUCAAUAUUGUUCAAUUAAAAUGACGUCCUUAAAGUAACCAACUAGCAAUAGCGAUUACGAAUGUAACUUUUUCUCUCAUGAUGUGUUGAACGAAGUCAGAAGCAUAACUCACCGUACGUGUUCAUAUAGGCAUACAACGAAACCUGAAUAUUUGUGUUGAAUAAUAUUGAUAUGUGUGUAUAUUGGUAGAGGAAGGUCGAAAAGUGUUUUGUUUUCGUUUUACAAUCGUUUCAUAAGCACAGAACUGUAGUAUUAUAACACUAGAUAGGUGAAAUAGAAGACUGCAGAAGUAUUGUCAAUAUAUAUAAAGAAAAGUGUAAUGCCAAAGAUCUAUAUGUUCCCUUACUUUGCUUAUAAUAAUUAAGGUUAAGAUCAUUUGUCUGGUGUAGUCAUACUUUUUACAUAUUGUAGAUUGAAUUUAGAAUAAUUACAACUUUCAAGUCAAUUGCAUAAUUUACAGUGCAAUUAAUUAUCGAGUAAGGUAACGUAGAAUUACCAACUUAGUUACUUAAUCAAACUCAAGGUGUCUUGGAAAAUGCUGUACAUUGAUUCCGUAAAACUGAACACUUUCACCGAACACAUUCCAAAACUCACUUAUACGGUCAAAUUAAAAUUAUUAAUCCAAUCAACUUUCGCUUAUGUGCAUUUCGUUUCAACACACCUUGUACAUUUGUUUUCACACGCGAACACACAGAAUUUUAUAUUUAUGUCAAAAUAAGUUGUAAAAAUAACAAAUAAAAUUCACAGUCCCGUGGCCUCGAAUUAGUAUCUUUUGUCUCUUACUAUGGAUUUCUUAGUAUUCAAAUUUUGGAGUUUAGUUGGUAACAUGUUACUAGAAUCAUUUGUUGGAUACUAGUGGAAGCUAACGGGUACCAAUAUCAGUUGGGAAGCCUCAAAUUUUAGUUGAAACACCCUGUACACUAAACAAAUUCAGUAUUUUUUUAAAGAAUGAGAUUUUGUACUGGCCAGUGGCCACUGUCUUGGUAACUUACAUUUACUGCUUUCCAUUUGAGUGCGUGAAGCUCUGGUGCAGUUCGUUCGGAGCAGCUCAUUUUGCAAGUUGUUCAUUUUUAACACAUUUGAAUUGACAUUCACAGUACGUAAAUAACCACAAAAGUGUUACAAGCCCCAAGAAAAUAGGUGGUGCAUGAGGGGACAAGGGAAAUCCAAUUUCGGGCGCGUCAGAGCUCGAAGCUUUCUUAAAAGGAACACAGGGCAUCGUGCACGGUACAGCUUAGAGCUCCUCUUUCACUCAAAUGGAAAGCAGUAAUUAAGACCAUUGAAUUCAAUCAUUUAGACCUGUCAAUUGGUAUUCGAAUUUAAUUAACGUACAUGACAAGUGGUAUUUGUUUGUUGUUUUUACAACUAUACACCCAGGGAUUUUAAUUUGGAAGAUUUACUCCAUAUUUGUAUACAGUGUUCCUAAAAAACAUGUUUAAGCCGCAGACAAUCUGGCCUUGAUUCGAAUAAGCUGGAAUGUCAAGCUGAACUAUCAUUUAUAAACGCACAUAUUCAAUCCGUUGCUUUUGAUUCCAAGGUGCGUGUGAAAUCGAUCACCGGGGCCGUUUAACCAAUUUUUAUUUUACCUUUGCCUACACGAAUUACGUAUAGAAUUACUGUGUGUCAAAAACCAACUUUGUAUUUAUGUGGAACUGCAUUUUGUAAUAAUUCAAUAAAACUUUCAUGUCGUUAUCAAAAUUAGUAGACUUAAAAAUAGUAGAUUUUGUAUAUGGCAAGGUUCCACCCUCGUUUAAUUUUUGAGAACUAAAUAGUACAGAGCUGUAAAAGUAGAAGCUCGAAAGUAAUUAUGGUGCAAUUAAUUUCGAUGGAUAUUUGUUAAUAACAAAUAGCUUUUAUAAAUCUGUGAUCUUACCUCAAUCUGCUGCUAAAGUAGUAAUAAUCAUUGUACAAGUUCAAAAAGUCGUGCAAUCAAAAUGUAUUUUUAUUACUCCACUAAGUAAUUGUCAUUUUACAAUUUACGUAACAUUCCAAAAUUACAUUACAAAUGUAAGAGUCUGAUUUUAUGUAUUAUUAAUUUGUUUGUUGUUAUAUCGUAACCGGGAUUAUUUCCAGUGGUCGCCAGGGCGGCACAAACAAUCUCCAAGUUCAUGACAUUCCCGAAGAUGUCCUAACUCGAGGGGCUCCUAGGUCGCAGUGUGCCGCCCCAAGAAUGGUAGCGAAUAACAGAAGUCGUGUCGUGUCGGCGACUAGAAAUCGUCUGGAAAGAAUUCAAAAUAGAAGAUCUGAUCAUAAUAUACGCGAAUACUGCCAUUCGUCGCUUGAAAAUCCGGAGAGUGAUAGACCACAAGAUAACAAGGAGAACGAGAGCACCCAGCCAAAACCGAGAACCUCACCCAAACCUAAUAAUCUCAUUAAUCGAAAUAACACAAGAGGCAUUCAGGAAACUAGACCACUUCACAUUUUCCAUUCUCAACCCUCGACGGACACUCGGGAAACCGCCCAUGUAAAUAAUUCCAGUACCUGUCCCCGUUCAAACACGAUGUCUUACUCGCUACCAAGAGGAUCAUUAAGCCUUUCACCAAGUCGAGUGGUCCCAUCUACCUCAGUGAAUAACUAUCAUCUUCCACGUUAUCACCCGCCCAACGCAACCACUAACAGUGUUACAUUGCGCAGAGAAACCACUCAGGGCACAUCUUCGCAGGGCACUAGUCAACCUUACGUCAGCCUGCCUUCCACCUCAAAAUCGACUGAACCAUCUAUCGCACUCCGUAGACCAAAGUGCUCCAAUGAGUCCUGGAUAAAUGCGCCUGAAUUUCGUCCCAAAAAUAAAGUUAAUACACCCGCUCUCUCUCUUAACGGGGUUGAGUUUGACAACAAUCUUUGUUUUAACUUAAUCGAAAAUGGGAUAUGCAAAUUGCAGCCGCAUUGUCCGUAUACGCACGAUGGAGAUUUGUGUGAAGUAUGUAACAGAAGGGUACUUCACCCUACUGACGAAGACCAAAGAGAGAGGCAUCGUCAGGUCUGCCAUCACACCCGAGGCUGGCGCGAGAACACGACUGCGCAGACGGCUCAAUCGAAAGACAAAAUCUGCGGAAUUUGUUUCGACAUAGUAGUCGAGAAGGAAACUUCUGAUCGCCGGUUCGGAAUCCUAAACCGGUGCAACCAUGUCUUUUGCUUAAGCUGCAUUCGCCAAUGGAGACAGGCGAGAAAUUUUGAAAACAAAGUGGUGAAAUCAUGCCCAUCUUGUCGUGUACCGUCGGAGUUUGUAUGUCCCAGCAACUACUGGGUUGAUACUAAGGAGGAAAAAGACAAAUUAAUUAAGUGUUACAAACAAGUUUUGGCAUAUAAGCCAUGCAAGUAUUUCAAACAGGGCGCAGGGGAGUGUCCUUUUGGAAACAAAUGCUUCUACCUACACGCUUUACCAGAUGGAACUAAGACUGAUGUCGGUCCUCCAAAGCGUCGUCCUCGACAGGCGCGCGAAGAUAGAGUUAUAGGAAUCGAGUUAGAUCAAAUGAUUCUAUGGGACUUGCAAGAUUUUGAUCCCCAUUGGUUAUAUUCCCUAACAGAGGAGUUUGAUGAUAUUUCGGCGUUUUUCUCUGACUCGGACGACUCCGACGGUUUCGACUUCGAGGUUAUAUUCCAAAGGGACUGAAUACUGUUCAUACUUUUGUUCAGCAAUAUAAGAAGUUGCCAGUAUGGACCUUCCUAAUGUGAUUUUAAAAUAACUGUUUAUA